Molecule: messenger RNA, 498 nt
Organism: Melospiza georgiana
Lineage: Eukaryota; Metazoa; Chordata; Aves; Passeriformes; Passerellidae
Product: C-type lectin domain family 2 member B-like
Exons: 5
Coding region: 1-498 (165 amino acids)
Source: RefSeq, a predicted model, not a curated record
AUGCCGGGUGAAUGGUUCAGGAUCCGUCCUGUGGACAUUCUGCUGCUGAUUCUGCAGUUCCUGCUGCUAUCUUUGAUGGUGGCCUUGGCUGUGCAGUCAGCACCACAGGUUACAGUCACACCUGCCACUCCGCUGUUGGUUCUGGGCUGUCCCCGUGACUGGGUUGGCUACAAGGGGGUCUGCUACUCCUUCGCACGGGAUUACAGCACGUGGGAGCAGGGUCAGGAACGGUGCUCCGAGCUCAAUGCCUCCCUGGCCAUUGCCCAGGAUGAGGAGGCCAUGGAUUUGCUCUUCCGUCUCCGCGGGAACGGCGAUUUCUGGCUCGGGCUGCGCAGACGGGGCGAGCGCCUGCACUGGGGGGACGGCAGCAGCUACAGCUCCCGGAUUCCCGUGUUUGGCAAUUCCCAGUGUGUGUACCUUGCCGACAGGAGAUUGAGGAGUGACAACUGCUCCAAGGAGCGGCCGUAUGUCUGCAACAAGGCCCAAGCUCCCCUGUAA